Paracoccidioides brasiliensis Pb18 is the source of this 783-nucleotide messenger RNA. RefSeq lists its product as uncharacterized. Gene Ontology annotation, molecular function: protein kinase activity; ATP binding. The record is from RefSeq and is a predicted model, not a curated record. Bases 1 to 783 code for a protein of 260 amino acids. Gene Ontology annotation, biological process: protein phosphorylation. The transcript has a single exon.
AUGCGCUGCGGCCUGACCUUCGACGACAAGCGACACGACUUCAAAAGCGCACCCCCUAGUGCGACCUCCUCAUUUCAUCAAUCUCAGCAGCUCACCGAGCUCUGUAGCUUAGGUAUCAGCCGAAAGUCGUCUUCCAGGAAACGCAGAUCUCCGGAUAAAGGGAUGCAGGCGUCCAAACGAUCGCGUUCCAUCGGUCAGCUGUCGAGGGAUACCCAGCAGGAGAACGACCUAACUUUCUCAGUUCAGUCGGCGCGCAAGCCGAGCCUCUUUGACAGGAAUAGCGAGGAACUCUACGACAACUGUGUCCUCCGCUGUCUGGUGAUCUCGCCCGCUGGGCGGCCGAUCUACAGGUACGAGUCACCCUUAGAACUGCUCACGGCGCUUCGCGAUGCAAUAAAGGCGCAUCGGUCUUUUUACCUGGAUGGGAACAUCCUACAUCGGGAUAUUUCGGAGAACAACAUAAUAAUAACCGAUCCGGAAAAGGCGAAUGGUCACUCCGGCAUGCUGAUCGAUCUGGAUCUUGCCAAGGAAGUCGGUAGCGGGCGAAGCGGCGCACAGCACCAGACCGGCACGAUGGAGUUCAUGGCGAUCGAGGUGCUGCUUAAUAUCGACCACACCUAUCGACAUGAUCUUGAGUCGUUUUUCUACGUGCUUAUCUGGCAGUGUGCCCGUCACGGUUGGGAAAAAUUAAAUGAGCUACAGAGACAGGGACAGGACCCGCCCAAAGACAGCAUGCUGAGAGAAUGGUAUACCGGAACUUAUAAGGAAAAUUGCAACUUAUAA